Molecule: messenger RNA, 1133 nt
Organism: Pyrus x bretschneideri (Chinese white pear)
Lineage: Eukaryota; Viridiplantae; Streptophyta; Magnoliopsida; Rosales; Rosaceae
Product: eukaryotic translation initiation factor 3 subunit K
Exons: 8
Coding region: 175-876 (233 amino acids)
Biological process (GO): regulation of translational initiation
Cellular component (GO): cytoplasm; eukaryotic translation initiation factor 3 complex
Molecular function (GO): translation initiation factor activity; ribosome binding
Source: RefSeq, a predicted model, not a curated record
AGGACUCUAGACGAGAGCAAGUGAAGCCGUGAAGCCGUGAGCCCUUGCUCCCUUUGCUCCCUCCCUCCCUUCGUUUUAUUUCGUAUCGAAGUAGAACGACGAUACAAAAUUCAGAGAGACAAAUUCUUUCGAAUAAUCGAAGCAAAAAAAAUCAAAUAAAUAAAUCGGAGAAUAAUGGGAAGAGAGGUUCCACAGCAACAGCAGCAGCAGCAGGUGGCGCUCGCGGUGGAGCAGCUGCUCGCCGUGAAUCCGUACAACCCUGACAUCCUUCCCGAUCUCGAAAACUACGUCAACGAGCAGGUUUCUUCGCAAACCUACAGUCUCGAUGCCAAUCUCUGCCUUCUUCGCCUCUAUCAGUUUGAGCCGGACCGAAUGAGCACCCAAAUUGUUGCCCGCAUCUUGGUUAAGGCACUGAUGGCAAUGCCCUCUCCUGAUUUCAGCCUCUGCCUCUUCUUAAUUCCCGAAAGAGUGCAAAUGGAGGAGCAGUUCAAGACGCUAAUUGUUCUAUCUCACUACUUGGAGACUGGACGAUUCACUCAAUUCUGGGAUGAAGCAUCCAAGAAUCGUCACAUAGUUGAAGCUGUUCCAGGUUUUGAGCAAGCAAUCCAAGACUAUGCAGUUCAUGUUCUUUCCUUGACUUACCAGAGGGUUCCCAGAUCUGUGCUUGCUGAGGCUAUCAACAUCGAAGGCUUAGCCCUGGACAAAUUCCUUGAGCACCACGUAGCUAAUAGCGGUUGGAUUCUUGAGAAAGGUCAAGGCAGGGGUCAGCUCAUUGUCCUACCUCGAAAUGAAUUUAACCAUCCUGAGCUGAAGAAAAACACUGACGAUGGCAUCCCAUUAGAGCACGUGGCUCGCAUCUUCCCCAUUCUUGGUUGAUCAUCGUAUCCGCUGAUCUCUGUGCUUAUGGAGACUCUUGCCAUAUUUUGAGCACAAACUUCAGCAUUCUGAGACCAGCUGCAGCUCUAACUUUUACGAUUACAUGGGUCAGUUGCUUCAUUCCGUCUUCGGUAGCUUAAGCUUUGGUUUAUUCUGUUCGAGACUUUUGAGUUUUAUGUCGAAAACUAGACGGCUGCUUAUCCGCGGGAUUUCUUGACUGUAAUUUUAUUGAAGCUAUCAAUUUUCUUAUUCGAAAA